GAAAAAAAAAAUCGACCCGAAUUCACCGAUCAACACUUACUAGCCCGUCUAUGAAAAAAUGAUCAUGUUUGGAGUUAGCGGCGUUUAAUAACGUCCCCGCUCGGGAUGUAAACUAUUAAAACAGUUAGCGACUCGGGCGGUGAGUUUUACUGACGGGAGUUUCGUCUUGUUUAAACCUUUUCUUUUUUUUUCUUUUUUUUUUUUUCUUUACUCGGCGGCUAACUAGCUCGGCUAUGGUGAGCUAACAGCCGAGCUAGCAGGCUGGCGACGGACUUGUAAACAGACGUUCUCUGCGUCCCGGUGGCCCCUCGCCUCCCUGCAAAGUUUGAGGGGAGUUGUGGGUCGGUAGGGACUGGGGGGAAAGCUUUUUUUCCGGGGGGUGGACCGAGAGAGAGUCGUCAGGAGGGGGAUGCUUUGCGGGGCUUUCGAGGCCCGACGGGAGUUGAAGAUUACCGAGUGAAACAAGGGAGAAAUGGCGUCCGCGGACGUGGACAGCAGUCAAAGCGACUUUCUGCAGGAAACGCAGACGACAGACAUGUCUGCCAUUCAGCUGUCGGGACCAGACCGCUGGGAGGUGUUAACGCCCGUCUCGGCCGCCAAGGAUGAUCUCAAUGGCGGAAUCGUCACGUCCAACGGGCAGUACGUGCUUCCCCUCAGUGGUCUCCACAACCAACCCAUCUAUGUCACGGCGCCUGGGGGCGAGGCGGCGGCCAAUGGCGUGUCGGGCAUUCAGUAUCAGGUCAUCCCUCAGAUCCAAAACGCAGACGGGACACUGACAAGCUUCCAGACGCAAGGCUUGGAUGACGGCACGGGGCAGAUCCAGCUCCUCCAAGACAACAGUCAUGGCGGCAUCGGAAUCAGCUGCGCUACGGCGGCCACCACGGACCUCUUGACGCAGGCGGGGCAAGUGCAGUCCAUCCAGGGCCUCCCGCUGGCCGGGGGCUCGGCGUACCCCGUGGGGUUGCCCGGCAACAUCACCUUCGUGCCCAUCAACAGCGUUGACCUGGAGUCACUGGGCCUGACGGCGGCACAGACGGUACCCAUUGCCACGGGCGUGACGGCGGAGGGCACGCUGAUCAUGAGCGGCCAGACCCUUGAGAGCGCCGGGCAGGAUGGCAAACUGACGGUGGGGGGCGACGGCAACCAGGAGCUCUACGUCCCCACCUCCGAGGCCCCCUCGCAGCUCCCCGCCACCAUCGACGGGACGGGUGUGCUGACCCAGGCCACAGCCGUGUCCGCCGGCGUGUCGGACCCCUCGUCCUCUUCAGAGAACUUUAAUUCCCACCUGCAGCAGAUCCAGGUGUCGUCCUCCAGCGGCGCCACCCUCUCGCAGCCCAUCCUGCACCUGUCGGGCGACGGUCAAGCCCAGGUGGCAGCGGGCCAGGACUUGAACGCGGCGGCGGCUGGUCAGACCCUUCAGAGCGUCCAGUUGGUCAACCCGGGGACUUUCCUCAUCCAGGCCCAGACGGUCAGCCCCACCGGGCAGAUCCAAUGGCAGACGUUCCAGGUUCAGGGUGUUCAGUCGCUUCAGGGGCUCCAACUGCCUCAGGGGCAGGGCCAGCAGCUGACCUUGGCCCCAGUGCAGACCCUCCCGCAGGUCACCCUGCCCAACCUCCAGACUGUGACCGUCAACUCGUUGACGCAAAGCGGGGUGCAGUUCACGCAGCAGAGCGACGAGACCAACAGCCCGGCUGGCAUCCACAUCAAGGAGGAGCCCGAAUCUGAGGAGUGGCACCUGGGCGGCGACUCCACGCUCAACCCCAGCGACUUGAACAACCUGCGCGUGCAGAUGGCCGCCGACGACGACGUGGACGGCGCCAGCGGCGAGGGCAAGAGGCUGCGGAGGGUGGCCUGCACCUGCCCCAACUGUAAAGAGUCUGGAGGAAGAGGUUCCGGGCUGGGCAAGAAGAAGCUGCACAUCUGCCAUAUCGUCGGUUGCGGCAAAGUCUACGGCAAGACGUCUCACCUGCGCGCCCACCUGCGCUGGCACAGCGGCGAGCGGCCGUUCGUGUGCAACUGGAUGUACUGCGGCAAGAGGUUCACCAGGAGCGACGAGCUGCAGAGACACAGGAGGACGCACACAGGCGAGAAGAAGUUUGUGUGCGGCGAAUGCGCCAAGCGCUUCAUGCGGAGCGACCACCUGGCCAAGCACAUAAAGACUCACCAGAACAAAAAGGCCGGCGCCCCCGCCUCGUCGUCGUCGCCCUUGCCCACCGACACCCUCAUCACAGCUGACGGCACCACUCUCAUCCUGCAGUCGGCCGCCGCCCACAACCUGGUAGCCAAUCAGGAGAUUCCGCUGCAACUGGUCACUGUGGCACCCGGCGAGGCGAUUGAAUGAGGGCAGGACGCACGGAGGGGUGAGAGAACUGGCCGAUCAUAAGGACCUCCUCUCUUAUCUCCUUUCUUUCUUUUUUUUUUCUUUUUUUUUUUUUUUUUUUUUUUUUUUUUACAUAUGAAUAUAAAUAUAUAUGACAAAUAUAUAUAUUUUAAGUAAGAGUUAUCCAGACUUUGUUUUUGCAGUCUUUUUAUAGAACGGCGGAAGCAUUCAAAAUGGUUGCUAUAUACACACACACAAACACAUACACACACGUUAAACACAAUGAAAUGCCUUAUUUUGUAUCAUAGUCGUGUAUAAAAUGCUGGCGGUGCAUGUGUGUGUGUGUGUUGUUGUUUUUAUUUUUAAUUCAAAGAUCCUUCGCGGGAAGAUUCCCUGACACGUUUGGGAAGUGCGCCCAGAGUACAAUUGUUAAGGUCGGCAACGUUCUUCUCCGGCAAAACACCUAAUGCAAAAGCUCACUUGUUUAUCUCACCAUUUUAGUUGUGCACUAAAAUAAAGGGGUUUUCCCAUGAAAGUAAUGUCACGAGACCAAACGUCACACCGCUUCCUGGACGAGACCAUCACUUCUGGUCGCCUUGGAGAUGAUUUUGCAAAUGCUAGGCUAACACCCUGAUGCUAAAUUGACUUUCCAAAAUGUGUUGGAAAAAAAGUCUAAAUGUGACUGGAAGGGGGUCGACGCGUUUGGGAAGUGUUCUUAUAGUGCCAUCUUUAAGGUCGGUGUGGAUCUUCUCUGUCAAAACACCUAAUGCAAAAGCUCACUUGUUGUUUUUUUUUUUUUUGUUCCCCCCCCCCCCCACUGUUCAGUUGUGCACUAAAUCUUGGGAUUGUCACGAGACCGUCACUUCUGGUCACCUCGGACAUGGUUGCGUAUGCUAGGCUAACGCGCUAAUGCUAGGUGGACUUCCACAAAUGUGUGGGGAAAAGUCUACAUGUGGGAGUUAACACGUUUCGGAACUGCGCUUAAGUGUACAAUUAAGGUUGCCCACGGAUCUUCUCCGAUAAAACACGUAAUGCAAAAAGCUCACUUGUUUUUUUUGGACCAUUUAGUUGUGCACUAAAAUAAAACGUUUUCCAAUCACGUUAAUGUCACGAGAGCACAUUUCACACCUUUUCCUGGAAGAAACCAUCACUUCUGGUUACCUUGGAGAGAGUUUUACGAAUGCCCGGCUAAUACUAACUGAGCUUUCCAAAAUGUGGCGCGUGGGGGGCGGAUAAAAUGUGCAACUUCUUCAAGCGUCCAGGACAGAAUGUUCCCCCACAAUUUUUUUUCUUUUGUUUCUCUACAAAUUUGUGCUUUUCCCACUUUUUUUUUAUUUUAUUUUAUUUUAUUUUGUUUUCCCUUUCUUUGUCAGUCCAACGAAAAACAUGCAUCUCCAAAUUGUUUUGAUUUUCAAUCCGAAAAACAGCCAAACGGACGAAAAGCAAAUGACUCUCAAAAUGUGUAGUUGCACGUUUUUUGUUGUACAGUGACAUUAUUAUUAUUAUUAUUAUUAUUAUUUUGAAAUAAGUUCCUGUUUGUAUGUUGAAAAUUGCAGCAAACGGAUGCAACAAAUUGUAGCAGCAAACAUUCCAGUCCAGAUAAUGAGGUGGGAUUCCGUUUUUGCAAUAAACCAUGUGGCCAUGUGUGCUUGAAAGUUAAACAAAAAAAAAAAAAAAACAAUCACGUGAAUUUUUUGCUUGGUUUAUUGUUUCCUCCAUGUAUAAUCCUCAUGUUUGUAGCAUUUAUUUACAUGUGUAUGAUCUUAUUGUUUAUAGAAGCCAUCACUUAGUCAACACAAUUUAUUUCAACGUAUCAAAACCUUAUUUUAAAAUGAUUUUUUUUUUUAAGAGUUGGUGUAAAAAUUGAAUGUUACCUUUUUUUGUAAAACCUUUUUUCAAAUGGAUCACAAUAAAGUCUGAAACAUUCAGUCA
Phyllopteryx taeniolatus (common seadragon) is the source of this 4252-nucleotide messenger RNA. Its product is annotated as transcription factor Sp3-like. The transcript has 8 exons. The coding region runs from base 473 to 2341 and encodes 622 amino acids. Lineage: Eukaryota; Metazoa; Chordata; Actinopteri; Syngnathiformes; Syngnathidae. The record is from RefSeq and is a predicted model, not a curated record. Gene Ontology annotation, biological process: regulation of transcription by RNA polymerase II. Gene Ontology annotation, molecular function: RNA polymerase II cis-regulatory region sequence-specific DNA binding; DNA-binding transcription factor activity, RNA polymerase II-specific.